Molecule: messenger RNA, 8654 nt
Organism: Phalacrocorax carbo (great cormorant)
Lineage: Eukaryota; Metazoa; Chordata; Aves; Suliformes; Phalacrocoracidae
Source: RefSeq, a predicted model, not a curated record
GGGGAGGAGGAGCGCGAGCGCGUGCUGCCGCCAGGCCGGCGGCGCGCGGCGAGGCGGGCGCAGAGCGGCAGGGGAAGCGGCGGCGGCACCGCUGGCUCGCGCUCUCCAUCUGCCAACCGCCGGCUCGCGCGCCCGAGUUCGUAGAUGGGGCUGAGCGGCGCCCGCUGAGGAGGGGACGGGGAGCGGAAGCUGGUGCCAGCCGAAAUGUAGCUCGAACGCUCCCUCUGGUGGUUCCGCUCUGACGCCGGCGUUGGGGAAUUGCGCAGGGAAUUCGAGAGUUACGGCUCUGGCCGAGUGGCGGGAGCCCACCGUUUUCGUGUGGGCGCCUGCUCGCUUAGCUGGCUACAGGGAUAAAUAAGCCGGUGCUACUUAACAGCAGCCAUGCAGCAGGUCCUGGAUAACCUGACUGAUCUGCCGACAUCAACGGGCGCUGAAGAAAUAGACCUGAUUUUUCUUAAAGGAAUUAUGGAAAACCCUAUUGUAAGAUCACUUGCUAAGGCUCAUGAGCGACUGGAAGAUUCUAAACUUGAGGCUGUCAGUGACAACAACCUGGAGCUGGUGAAUGAAAUUCUUGAAGACAUCAGUCCCUUAAUAAAUAAAGAUGAAAAUAUUGCAGAAUUGGUUGGAAUACUCAAGGAGCCUCAUUUUCAGUCACUCUUGGAAGCCCAUGAUAUUGUGGCUUCAAAAUGUUAUGAUUCCCCUCCUGCUAGCCCAGAAGUCAAUAAUUCUUCAGUGAACAACCAGAUUGUUCCAGUAGAUGCUAUUCGUAUUCUUGGAAUUCACAAAAGAGCAGGAGAACCACUGGGUGUUACGUUUAGAGUUGAGAACAAUGAUCUGGUAAUAGCACGAAUUCUUCAUGGUGGAAUGAUAGAUCGACAAGGUCUUCUGCAUGUAGGUGACAUUAUUAAAGAGGUGAACGGCCAUGAGGUUGGAAACAAUCCAAAAGAAUUGCAGGAACUGCUGAAAAAUAUUAGUGGCAGUGUCACUCUGAAGAUUCUCCCCAGCUACAGAGACGCUGUUAUUCCUCAACAGGUUUUUGUGAAGUGUCAUUUUGAUUAUAAUCCAUAUAAUGACAACCUCAUCCCAUGCAAAGAAGCAGGUUUGAAAUUUUCUAAAGGAGAAAUUCUUCAGAUUGUAAACCGGGAAGAUCCAAAUUGGUGGCAGGCUAGUCAUGUCAAAGAAGGAGGAAGUGCAGGGCUUAUUCCUAGCCAGUUCCUGGAAGAGAAGAGAAAGGCCUUUGUUAGGAGGGACUGGGACAACUCAGGGCCUUUCUGUGGAACAAUAAGCAGCAAAAAAAAGAAAAAGAUGAUGUAUCUCACGACAAGAAAUGCAGAAUUUGAUCGUCAUGAAAUCCAGAUCUAUGAGGAAGUAGCCAAAAUGCCUCCUUUUCAGAGGAAAACACUGGUCUUAAUUGGGGCCCAAGGAGUGGGGCGAAGAAGUUUGAAGAACAGGUUUAUAGUACUGAAUCCUACUAGGUUUGGAACUACAGUGCCAUUUACUUCACGAAAGCCAAGGGAUGAUGAAAAGGAUGGGCAAGCAUACAGAUUUGUGUCACGAGCUGAAAUGGAGAUGGAUAUUAAAGCUGGCAGAUAUUUAGAGCAUGGAGAAUAUGAAGGAAAUCUUUAUGGCACCAAAAUUGAUUCCAUCCUUGAAGUUGUUCAGACAGGAAGGACCUGCAUCUUGGACGUGAAUCCACAGGCCCUGAAAAUACUGAGGACUUCAGAAUUCAUGCCCUAUGUAGUGUUUAUUGCUGCUCCGGAGUUGGAGACUUUGCGUGCUAUGCACAAGGCUGUGGUAGAUGCUGGAAUUACAACCAAACUUCUCACUGACACUGAUUUGAAAAAAACAGUGGAUGAAAGUGCACGGAUCCAGAGAGCAUACAACCACUAUUUUGAUCUGACCAUUGUAAAUGACAACCUAGACAAAGCCUUUGAGAAGCUACAGACUGCUAUCGAGAGGCUGCGGCUGGAACCACAGUGGGUCCCAAUUAGCUGGGUAUAUUGAGGUUUCUCAAGAGGAGCUUAAGUAACAAGUAAAAUCAACAGCAGCGAAUAGGCUAAUGUGCCGUUGUGUAGAUACCGACGGUAACCUACGGCACCUGUGCAUUUUUACUCUGUGUAUAUUCAAAAGUACACUAUUCUGAAUUUUUAUAAAAAUGUUGAAGGGAAAGUGUACUUAAAUAUGUAAUUUAUUUUAAUUUUUCUAACUUUUUACAGAUAACCUUUCUAUUCAUAUCACAUGAAGGAAAUGCGUUUAAGCAUUUUUAUAUGUUUUGAUUUAGUACCUUUGCCUUUUUCAUCUAAGAAACUUUCAGUCAUUCACUUCAACAUUUACAUCUUGGUCUUACAUUUUCACUGUGAUUAAAAAAAGGAUACUUGAAACAAUUUUUGUAAAACUUGUUAAUGUCAGUGUUUAACUGGUCAAAAGUCAAUAGCUCUUACAAGGAAAUAACACUAAUGUCUUUGGGUUUUUUUCUUACUUAAAAAAACCAAUAAUUUCAUGGGAGCAGAAUUUUAAAUAUUAAAAGCAGCAACCAACACACAGCUCCAUUGCUCCAGCUUCUUUCGGCUUCUUGUUGGUGCAUUCUUGAUGGUUCACAAAUUCUUGAUGUCUCUUGAUUUAGGCAACUGUUGUGUAGGUUUCCUUUUAUGCGUCUCUUAAAAUAACGUAAAGCAAUACCUUGCAAGCUGCUUAUUAGGCUGUAGUUGGGAGCCAACCAGUUAGCCCGUUAUGGUCGAAGCGCUGACUGUAGAGAGCUUGUACGCAAGGUAAUACAGUGCAAUUUGAAUCAUGGUGAAGUAGCAUGAGAGAACCUGAUAACACGGAGCCUCCUAGAGUGACGCUUAAUGUGUAGGACUAUUUAUUCACACUUAUGAAAACACAUUGCUUUAAAACAGAAGAAAAAGGCAUUUUCUUUUCUUAGGACAUUGUUCAGUAUUUGUAGAGUGAUCUGUGGCUUAAUUUCCUGUGAUAUGUAGCUGGGUUCUAUAUUCUCUUUUUUUGUGUGUGAUCAACUGCUGUAUUUUUAUGAGUGUGAUAUAAUGGAAUUUCUGUGCUUUUUGUUACAUUGUUUUUAAUUGCAUUUUUCAUUAGGUAGCUUGUGAAUUGGAAGCUUACUGCUAAAAAGCAAUGUUGUUUAUACCUUUUUGUUUUACAACAUAUUUCCUUUGUUUAGUGACAGCUCUCCCCUAGGUAGGCUCAUCGCUGUAAUUCGUAUUAGGUUCAAGUUCAUCGAUCAAAGCUUACGCUGAUGUAAAUUUCUGCUUAACAAGAACAAAAUGAAAAUAACAGCUUGUUGCUAAGACUAGCUCUUUUUGUGACCAUAUUUUAUAUUAUAAUGUCAGCUGUUGUAGAUAGUAACAUUCGCCAUCACUUACCAGGUUAGGUGUCGAAACUGAAGUCAUCUAAGUGUUUAAUUUCUCUUCCAUCUGGUGACAGGCACCUGGCUUCUGAAUUCUUUUUCAACACCAAAGUGUAACACAGAAUGCUAUCAAAAGGCAACUUCCUCAGAACUAUUUCUGAAGGAAAAGAGGCUUAGAUGUUGUAAAACACUAUUGCUUCCUGGAGCUCUUAAAGACUCUUAUGUGCACAAGGAAAAGAAAAAUGGAGUUGAUGCAGUAUAGGAGCAGUGUAAGUCUCAAAAAACCCUCAAAACACCCAUAUACUAAGGAUAUACUAAGGCUUGAGAUCCCAGUGAAUGUGGGAACUGUGUGUAGCACAUGUAAUUGUUGUGGCUCUUAAUACUGAGAUUUCAGUCUUGUAGAGGGAAUCUGAAAUUCUCUAAGGAAGAUUUGAACCAGUGCUUUGAUUUAUUGUUAUACUUUUCAGGAUGUGUUUUCUCUGGUUUUGUUCAAGUUUGGCAGAGCUUUUAAAUGUGGCACCAGCAUGAUACUUUCAUUUUCCUUUCCCAGAGACGUAUACUGUGGUCCUAUCGCUCAGAGGCUGCUUUGAGAAAUGGAUCGAGUGUUGUAUGUAGCAGCAGUGAUAGCAGAGCCAUUGCUUGACUAUUUUAACGAUUUGCUGUUGGCACUAUAUGCUGAACGUGACUAAACUGUGUUUGUGUAAUGUGUAAUAGGAGACCUGCAUAUGCUGUAAAUAAGAUGGGCUAUCUGGACAGAUACGAUGCCUUUUCAUUAUGAGUUAGAAAAUACUCUAUUUGUGAUGCCAAAAGUGGGCUGAGCUCACUCUUCCCUAACAAAUGGCAUGAGAAGAUUCCCCAGUUUCCACACCAUAGUACUUUUUUAUAUUGCAAAUACACUUACUUUCAUCUUUUUUUUUCUCCCAUAAAUUUACUUAACCAAGCGAAACACAUGAAACAUUGGCACCAAGGUUUAGUCAGGAAAACCUUCUGUUUCCAUCCCAGAGAGAACACUGUCAAAAGAGCUUCCCUAGUUCACAAUCUCCUAAUAGCCACGUAUUUGCUAAAGCCUAAGGCUUUAGCUUUCGCGACAGGUUCCCAUAGCGUUUUUAAACCAGCCGUUCACACAGUGGAGCCCAGUAGCUGCGCAUUCAGUGGUGUUGAUGUAGAUGCUAGUGAGAAGUACAGUUCUGAAGCAAUAAGAGAGGAUGGCUUGCUUAUGUUGCACGCAAAAGUUCAUAUCAAAGUGUCUGUGGGUUUUAACUGGAUGUCCACGUGCAGGUUGUAAGGCGGGGCGGAACCCCCCAAACACCACACUCCUUGCAUCUCUUCAUUAAAUCUUGAAAUUUGAGGCUGGCAGGUGUAUAACGUGGAAGGGGGGAGAGGGGUUGGUUUGUUUUCGUGGGUGAUGGGUUUUGGUUUGGUUUUAGAAAAAUCAGAUUUUUCUUCAGAUAUUCUUCUUAGUUUGUCAGUACCUGGUUGGGUGACUAGAAAGAGAAUGACAGUUAAUUUUUUCUAAAAAGAGUGUUCUUGGAGGUUCUUGGAAAUGUGCGGUUUCAGUCAUACGCACCGUGGUGGUAGUGUCUACCUGCCAGGGUAUGCUAGGUCAGGUGUUGGAGAGAGACCUGUACAUGGUGCAAUUAGGGGGGAAAGACACUGUGAAAGGCUAGUUUUGAGCAAGUGAAAAAUAUUUCACAUAGCAGCUGUUUGAAGCAUUUUGGAGGAGUUAAAAUGACUAGGGCUUCAUGUAUCUCGUUCUGUACUGACCAUUCAUUUUCCAGAUACUAACAGGAAAACUUUUUACAUUGACUGUUACUGAUAACAAUAGGUGUGUCUGAGCGAGGUGAAGAUGCUGCUAAAUGUUUAAGAUAUGUGGUAUGUAUCACAAGAUAAAUAUUUAAGUAGUUUAGAAAAGUAAAUUAUCAAAUAGUUGUCUGUGUAUAUGUAUGUAUGUGGAUGGUAAAACAGAAAACGCUGACAUCUGCUAUCACAUUACUAAGCUACCAUGAGUUUAUCCAGAAAUGUACCUGCAUGUGAGGCUUUAGAACCGGUACACUUCUCUACCUGGUUUAUUGUGUUUACUAAUGUAUAUUUUUCUAAAUAUACAGAUAUUUCAAACUAAAAAUUCUAUAUUUAUCUGUAAUUUCUAUCUGUUUUGGGCAGUGCAUGAGGUGCUGUAAAAUUCUGUACAUAGAGACUUAUAGAAGAAACACUGUAGUUGCCCUGUGAAUGAAAAGUUAUACAUAGAAAGUAGUCAGUAUGCCAAGACCCAUAUGUUAUUUCCUUAAAUGCACCAAAAAUUCCCCUAAGUGUGCGCCAGUCUCAACUUCAAUGUACAGACUAAGGUGCACGGGUCCCCAAGCAUUACCUCGCUGUCUCUCGGUGUUCGCUGGCAGGUCUGCUGUAGGUUCUACAUCAUGUGACAAGAUGCAGUCAAUUAAAGUUCAGUGGGAUAAUUAUAAUGGGAUAUGUCAUCUUGCGUAGAUUUAUAAAGGUCUUUCAAAAUGUUCUGCAAAUAUAAAAUGAAGGUAAAACUGGAGCAGAACCACAGACUGACGCAGGCAAGGGAAAUGGAAUUUAUAGCCAAUGCCAUAUCCUUAACCUGUUCUGUGCUCUCCGGUCAGUGCGGCUCUGGGUACUUGGCCGUACAGAGCUCUGUGGAGCAGGCUGGCCGAUCAGCUCAUCGCUUUUGAAUUUGCGUUUAUAUAAACUGCCACACCUUGAAUAGGCUCAAAAUGUGACGCUUUUUUCCCAAUCCUCUGUACAGUUGUAACUCGUUGCAUCUUCUAAAACCAUACCUAAGUGACUUGCGGUACGAGUUGCCUGCAGCUCAGUGUUUGGGAAGUCAGCUGGAUUUUUAUUUGUUUUGAAGAGGAUGAUUCAGAGAAGAAAUAGGAAACCUGUUUCUCUUUUAAACACAGACAGUGGCUGGCUAGGUAGCCUUCGGGGCCAAGCUGGCCUCGCUGCUAUGCUUAAGGACCAGUGGAGAAUGACCCAGUAGAGCACCACGCCGGGAGUCGGGAGCUGUGGGUUAUUUCCCAUCUUUACACAUGAACUAUUCCUGUGAGCACAAACCAAUUCAGAAUUCCUUCACCUAGUGCUUGGUUUCCCAUCCAGUCUUCAUCAAUCUGUCUCUUCAUUCAGACUGAACCUUGAGGCAGAGGCUGUUUCUCAGUACAUCUGUAGCGCCUGCUGCGGCAGACUGAUUCCCUGUCACCCGCUGCGCCUGUAGGUACAGCUUUAAGCCAAACUGCAGGGGGGCUGCUGCAUCUGUCAUGCAAAUGUAUUGGGACUGUUUGCAUCAUGUUGGGUUUCUGGCCUCACCCAAAUUCUGCAGGGUUAUAGUACCGUAUUGGUAUUGCCAAACUUCACGAUACUCCUUUUGCAGGAGUUUAUCAGUGCCGAGGUAGCGGUUAUUGUAUAGAGAGACUUGUAGUCUGCUCGGCCUCUUGCCUUAAAUACCCCUCCAGUGGUCAGUCCCUGCUCAGAACCGCUCCUGGGCCGCUACAGGGAUUGCUGUAGCGAAAGGUACUUCGUGUGCUCUCUGUGCUGGGCUGUUGGCGCUGGGGUGGUGAAGUGACGGCCUGGCCUGAUUUUUUUUUUUUUUUUUCCCUGGGUUUCUUUCUUUGGCUUGCUGUUUUUGGUUUUAAUGUAUUUCUAACGAGUUUACUGAUGGAAAUUGUCUGGGAUUCUUAACUGUUGUCUUGUAGAGGAACCAGUGGUCAAUAAAUAUAAGCAUUGGUACUUAAGACUGGUAGAACUUGCUGUUUUCAGAGGCAGAUUUGGCUUCCAAACGUGUUAGAAGUGCACUCGUGCGUGCGCACGCACACGUGCAUAUAAAUACAUAAAUAACACUUCGGGGUAAGUCCCGCAAGUAAUUCAGGCCUGAGCUCCCCGCGGUGGGAUACAGUUCCCCAGCCCGUUGCGCGUUGAAGUGCUGCGCUCUCAGCUCCGUUGCUGGUGCUGCAGCUGGAGCUUACCUGUACGGGCUUAAAACCACACUCCAGCUCGGCGGGGGCUGUUCAGCAGUUUCACCUCCACAUAGUUUUGUUUUUUUUUUAAGCUGGGUCUCAGCAAUAUUUGUAUUUUAUAGAAGGAAUUACACUUGAAGUAAAUGUGGAUUUUGUUCUCAGUGUUUUUAACGCUUUCUCAUGCUACUUGGGUAUGGAGUUGCUUUUGCUGCCAGGGCAGCGGCUGGAUGUGGAAAGGUUACUGACCAACCUGCCAGGCUAACACAGGGAGAGUGGUCCUGGAAACGCCUUCUCCUGUUUAUCCUUUCCGUUUUAGCUCCACACCAACGCUUGCCCACGCGAGUUCGGCUGUCCUCACGGCUGAGCCAAGCAUUACUCCCUGAGUAGCCAGCAUUUCCCUACAAUACACGGAAGCCUCUUCCCCAAACCCAAGGAACUUCUCUGUCACUGAUGUCUUACAUAGAACCGUAAGUGCAGAGCAAAAUGGAUGGUGCUGCUCUGUGCAGUUCUGGGGGUGGCAGCAAAGCUGCUGGCUGCAAAAAAAAUGGGGGUUUUGACUGAUUUUUUUUUUUUUUUAUUGGUUUAGGUCUUGUACACAGUUAUAUAUGGAGAUCACUGUUGAAAUGUAUUUUUCCCCUUUUAAAAACGUGUGUUGGGCAUUCCUUCCCCCCCAGCCCUCAUCAGAUACUGCCCGUGUGCAGCGUUCGUGUCGUGUGGUGCAAGAAGGUUUUAUAUUACAAGAGAGUUCAUCACUCUCCCGCCCCAAACUGGGCUAAAAAGAGAUGUAAAAUCUUGGUGAAGUGUUUGGAUUUGAAUGUGUAUUAGAAAUCUUUCGCCGUGCGUUCCCUCACCUCGCUUGUUCUCACAACUGGCUUUGCCUCUUGGAAGCUCUUGUCAUUUUUUUUUUUAAUUUCUAUUACAUUGAACUGGAUUUGACAUUUGUAAAACUUUAAAAACUGCUCUCCUGUAAAAAACCCCUCUUUCUUUAGCUGAAAACAUCCUACCAAAAAAUCUUAACUACUCACUAAACUUUCUAAUGUAAACGUGAAGAUGAUUUAGUACCUAAUUGCGGUUUGAGUACAGCCCUGUAGAGCAGGCCUGGGCGAGGGACGUGUUAGCAUUCUGGCUUCAUAAAGUCAGCCAACACAUAGGACAUUUUUAAAUUGUGACUUGUUUUCUAAAACCCCCAUUGUCUUUUUCACAGCUACUAUUUUCACAAUAAACACAGCCAAACAUAAAAAUGUUAAUGUAAAAAUUGUGAAAUUCUGUUAAUUCCCAACAAAAUAUUUUUGUAUAUAAUAAAGAUUUAAUAUUGAAAAAUAUAA